Messenger RNA from Histoplasma capsulatum G186AR, 1938 nucleotides. Its product is annotated as amidase. Bases 1 to 1938 code for a protein of 645 amino acids. The record is from RefSeq and is a predicted model, not a curated record. The transcript is spliced from 7 exons. NCBI's taxonomy places the organism in Eukaryota, Fungi, Ascomycota, Eurotiomycetes, Onygenales, Ajellomycetaceae.
AUGGCCGGCAACUUUGCGGGGUCAGUGCUCUGCCUCGCAAGACAGAUAACAUUCAACAAUGGUUCUGGUGAAAAUGGGGAGUAUCUCUUGACUACUGAUGAAUGGAGUCCUGCGUUGCAACUCCAGCAAAGUCAGAGACUACUGGCUGAGGAGCUGAGGAACCCCCUUCUCCCGAACCGAUAUCUUAUAUUCUCCCUAGCAGUCAUUAAAUUUUACUGUUUCUCCUCUCUUGAAUCCGAUUCACUAUCCUUAAAGGCUUCCACUGUGCACUAUUCAGAUGAGAUCACAAUGCUUUUUCCAGCCUUCUUGCUAGGGAUUCUGCAGCUGCAUUCGCUGCAUUCUUCUGUAGCCGCUUCGCCAGAUCGUGACGGCCCCAAAGCUCACUGUCAUUAUCCGUCCUUAAUCGAUGCAACCUCGGAGCAGCUCCAGGCUGGACUGUCCAGAAGAUGUUUCUCCAGCGUUGACUUAGUGAAUGCUUAUAUUAAAAGGAUCGCGGAGGUGAACGACACCCUGCAUGUUGUGGCUGAGUUGAACCCAGACGCGGUAAAUAUUGCGCGGCAUCUGGAUGUGGAACGACGACAUGGGAAAAUUCGCGGACCAUUGCAUGGGCUACCCAUUGUCAUUAAAGGAAAUAUCGGCGUUGCGGACAAGAUGCAUACCACAUCUGGUUCUUAUGCCCUUCUGGGAGCAGAACUCCCCGAAGAUUCAACAGUCGUGGCAAAGUUAAAGGAAGCUGGCGUAAUCAUCUUAGGAAUGGCAGGCUUAAGUGAAUGGGCCGGUUUCCGUGCUUCAAAUUCCAGCAAUGGCUGGAGCGCGUAUGGUGGCCAAGUGAUCGGUGCUUAUUAUCCGCGACAAGACCCGGCUGGCAGCUCGAGCGGGAGCGGCGUGGCGUCGGAUUUAGGUCUAGCCUUUGCCGCGCUUGGAACAGAGACAAGUGGCAGCAUUAUUAGCCCUAGCCAACAAAACAACAUUGUCGGUAUCAAGCCAACCGUUGGGCUCACAUCCCGCCAUCUUGUAAUUCCCAUCAGCCAGCAUCUGGACACUGUUGGGGCCAUGGCCAGAACAGUUAAGGACGCUGCCAAACUCCUCCAAAUUAUUGCUGGCCCAGAUUCUAGCGACAACUACACAUCUGCGUUCCCUUUUGAUUGUGUCCCCGACUACCCGGCGGCUUGCCAACAUUCCGCGCUCAAAGGGAAGCGGAUCGGAAUCCCCACAAAUGUCCUUGAGUUUCUUUCCACGGAUCCUGCUGUGAUUGAACCAUUUAAUACUGCUGUGACUCUGCUAGCUGAUUCUGGGGCCAUCAUAGUGAGGGAUGCCAACUACUCUGCAUAUGAGGAAUUCAUGACUAGUCCUUUACCGGUUCAAAUUCUCUAUGCGGAUCUCAUAAAUGGGAUCGCUAAUUACUGCUCCAAACUGAAAACCAAUCCAAACAAUAUCCAUAAUCUUUCCGACCUGCGCCAUUUCGUCCAGACAUUUCCCCUCGAAGACUAUCCAGACCGCGACACCCGUUCUUGGGAUGAAGCCCUGAGGAUUGGCGUUAACAACACCUCACCUGAAUUCUGGCCUAUAUACCAAAAACUGCUGCAGAUGGUUGGCGAAGGCGGUGUACUCGGUGCUCUGCGUAGGAACAACCUUGACGCUAUCGUCCUUCCCAGUAACGUGUCCCCUCUCGCAUCCGGCAUGGCUGGCACUCCAAUGGUGACUGUGCCAAUGAGCGCCUGGCCAGCAGAUACAAAAGUGGUGACUAGCCCAAGGGAUCUUGUGCUUUCCGCCCCUGGGAUGCCCAUGGGAUUAAGCUUCAUGGGCGAUUUGUGGAGCGAGGAAGCUUUGAUUGGGAUGGCCUAUGCAUAUGAGCAGAAGAGUCUCAAGAGGGACACACUGAGUAGGUAUGUGGAACCAAAGACGGAAUUGAAAGAUGUUUUGCGAGGGGGCAAAUAA